GUGGCGUAGCGCGGCGCUCGUGCUGUUUCUCCGAGUCACAACGAGCUGACGUCUUCCGGGCCGGAACAGCUAUAUUACAGAAAAAAACCAAACAAAACGUCCAAGGUUUAUUCAAAAACAUUACGACAAGGGCUUCGCUGCUGAGACGAAGGGAUGGAUUUCCCUGUGGAUGUGCUGGAAGCCACAAGUCACGGGGAGCUAGAGCACUCGGCUCAUAGCUAUAUGAAUGAGCUGCUUUACUCCGACCCGGACCACGCCCACUGCUUCACACUGCCCAGUGGGAAGAAGGUUCAGAUCAGCCUGUCCAGUGUGGGCUUUGUUCCUCUCUAUGGAGCCAAUCUCCAGCACAAAGUCCUGGCUCUGUUCACUCCGCAGGACCAGCUCACGGCUGUGGCUUUGUAUUUGAACAGUCAGUGGUACUCUGUGGAAGAUAUCCUCAAAACAACAAACUCCAGGCGAGAAGGCCUUAUCAAGGUGAGGUCUGUGGGUGAGAGAAUCGUCCUGUACGUGUUGAACCGCAUUGUUUACCGCACUAACGAGAUGGGAAGUGGAGAGAUGCCAUUCUUGUGCCACAGUGAAAAUGACUACGCCAAAAUCUUCUGGAAGGAUGGCCAAGCUGUGGGCUUCUACUCGGUUAAACCGAAAGGUAGUGUUUGUAAUAACUAUUUGAGGCAGGGAUACUGCCUUCCUGUCAUGGACUCCAUAUUUGUAAGGAAAGCUCACCGGGGAAAAGGCUAUGGGCUGCAGAUACUGGAGGAUUUUGUGGAUUCUUUUAACGAUGACGAUCUUGGCCUGAAGUACCCUUUGUCUCCAGCUAUGACAAAUGUGUGUAGGCGUUAUCUGGACCGUUACCCCGCUGAUGUAGACCUGUUCUGGGAGGUGGAGGGCACUGGUGGCCCCUACCAGAGGACCAGAGUGGCUCAUAAACUCAACUCUAGACCCCUGACCGACACUCGUAAAGGUGGCCAUGGUGAGGAGAAGGGGCAAAACGGAGAUCUUGUGGAGGGCGAGGUAGAGGAAUCGGAGGAGACCUGUCUCAACAAUAAUGAGGAAGUUAUUGUGGUCAACAAGCAUCAUAAAGUAACUGGAGAGAUUGAUCCGCCAAUCUCCACACGCACCCGGAGCAGUGAGCACAGGUGGCGGAAGCGAGUCCGAGACGAUGACGAAGAGGCGGAGGGGGUGGAGAGCCAGCCAGAGAAAAUCAACAGGAUGGAGAUUGCAGAAGAGGAGAAGAAGGAAUGCGUCCCUGCUGAUGGUGUGGAAUCGGUGCCUGAGGCUCCUGCUGAGACGCUGGUAUCUGCUGUGGAUGCGAACAGCGAGCAGGAUGACGCUAAGGAGGAAGAGGAGGAUGAAUCUGCCAUCCAGAAUGGCACUGCUGGUAAAGAAAAGGACGAGAUGGAGGUUGGCGAAGAGGCCAAGGGAAACAAAGCGCCUGUACAAAAGACUGUGGACAUUCCAGAGGAACCAGCUGCAGAGCAACCGGAAGCAGCUCCUGUAGCUGAGGAUAAUCAAGAAAUGGAAGUAGAUCCUAUAGCUCAUGUGCAACCAAAAGGGGAAGAUGCUUCUCCAGCUGAGGAGGAAAGGGUUGCUGAAAGCGAACAGAAAGGAGGAGAGACACGAGAAGCUCCUGCAGUUGAUGAGGAACGGGUAGCUCCUACAGCUCAUGAGGAACAAGAAGUAGCUCUUGCAGCUGAGGAGAAACAGGACGUAAGCCUUGUUCCCAAGGAGAAACAAGAAGUAGCUCCUGUAUCUGAAGAGGAACAGGGAGGAGUUCCUGCAGCUAAUGAGGAACUGGAAGGCACUCUUGCAAUUGAGGAGGAGGAGGAGGAGGAGGAGGAAGUAGCUCCUGAAGCGAAGGAAGAACAGGAAGGAGUUUCUGCAGCUAAGGAGAAACACGAUGAAACUGCUGUAGUUGAGGAGGAACAGGAAGGUUCUCCUUCAGUUGAGGAGGAACAGGAAAGUCCUCCUUCAGUUGAGGAGGAAAAAGUUGCUCCUGAAAUGGAGAAAAAUGAAGUAUCUUCUGCUGCUGCUGAGGAGGAACAAGAAGUAGCUCCUGAUACUGAGGAUAAUGAAGUAGAUCCUUCUGCUGAGGAAACAUCUUCACUUGAUGCUGAGGGAGAGCAAGGACAGGAGGAGGCUAUGGAUAUAGUGAAUGAUACCGAUGAAGUGACUGACACAUCUGAACAGUCUUUUAAGGAAGAUGAGAGGCAGCCUUCUGGAGACAAAAAGAACACACUGGUGUUGGAGGAGGAGGAAGAGGAGGCAGCUCAAAAGGAUGAGUUGGAUGAAGAGGGCGAGGAAAAGGAUGUCGAUGAAGCUUCUGAUUUUUCAAGGGUUCUUUGGGGAACCAGAACCAAAGCUGUGCCUCCAACCUCCAAACGUGCAUCCAAGAGACUGAGCAAGAUGACACUGGGGGAUGACGAGGAAGAACAGGGAGAGACGAAAGUGGUCGAAGACAAGGGAAUGAGCACCGAAGAAGAAAAGGUGACAACAGAGGAAGAGGCAGAGCAUAGUUCAGAGGAGGAGGAGCAAGUACAGGAUCCGCCAGCGAUCGACAAGAGGGUGUUGAGGGGGAAAACCAAAACGAUCCAGAACACGCAGAGAACCCGAUCCAAGCGACGUGGCAAGAUGUGAACACACCACACACACACACACACACACACACUUGCUCACUAAAUCUCUCUUAACAUGCACACACCUUAAUAACACACACAAUAGUUAUUUCAAAAGAAAGGUCCAAAUCCACAAAACGGCACAGAACAGCCACUAGUGAGUGUUAAAGCUUGUGUCAUGUGGGACGUGCACAAUUGAGCUUAAACCUGAUGUGUGGGGUUUUAUAGUGCUGGAUUUUUAUAUUGAGGUUCAGGGUUACAAUGAUUCACUGUCUGCUAGUUGUUACUAAACUUUUUGUUAACUCACUUUUUUUAUUACCGAAACAGUAAAAAAAACCAAAAGAUACUUUGUACAGAAGAUUUCAGAUCGUCCUGUCCUUCCUGUACAGAACAGUCAAUAUUAUACUCAGUGUAACGAUUAUGACUAAUUCUUUGUACGACUGAUGCCCCCCUCUUACGAUGCUGUUUUUAAAAACGCUCGAGUUGAUGUCCCCUUCCCAUUUCACCAGGGUUGAAGCUUGCACAGUCAGGAUUAUGUUGUAAUAAAUGUUAUAACAAUAAAAAUAUUCUGGCUUCUGGCAAAAUAUUUGAUUUGCAGUUAUGCUUCUGUCUGAGAAAGAGACAGCACUGUGCUUUUUUUUUUUAAUUAAUUUGUCACCUAUCUGCAUGAUUGUUUCCAAACACCCCCACACAUACUUUCAAAGCCAAAUGAUGUGCAAACUUUUAGAUUUAACUGUAAAUGAGAGUAUGAGGGACUUACAAAUAUAACCGUUACUUUAGAGCCAGUCUUUUUACUUAAACAUUUGUGGGCUGAAGAGAGAAGUUAAUCCCCUACUGAUGCCUCAAAUUUGACAAAUGUGUUGCAGUAAUGUCAUACAAACACAAGAUAUCUUGUAUAAGGGAACUGAUGUAGAUCAGUUGCCUUAAUGUGACAAAAUGGUUCUUUUGCUGUAUCAUAAAACAAAGUUAACCGAUAAUUUUAGUAGAAACAUAUUUUAGCUUUUAUCUCUAUGAAUUUUUGUUCAUUUCUCUAACUUGCGUUUAACACGAGGGAGCUCUAAGCACACGCGCGCGCGCACACACCCUGAUGGCAUUUAUCGAAGAAACUAUCCUCAGGCAUCCAUGUGUUUUGCCUGAACCUCGUGUUGGGUUUACUGUACCUCUCACCUGUGUCAGAUCUACGAUGAUUCCACUGGAAGUGUAGUAAAAGUACUUUUGUGUGCAUCUGAAACUCAGUUCAGUUUUCUAAUACUGUAUACAUUUCAACCCUGAUUCAACCCUUACCUAUUGUGGAUCUGUUUUUUUUUGUGUGUGAAUUUCUUCUAUUUUGCGAUUCCCCCCCCCCCCCCCCCCCCCCCCCCCCAAAAAAAAAUAUUACUGUACCACGUUACUGAUUUUGUUCAAGCUGUGACUUUAUUUCUGUAGCAAAUAAAUCGUUAUCUUUAUAUA
Neoarius graeffei (lesser salmon catfish) is the source of this 4061-nucleotide messenger RNA. Its product is annotated as soluble lamin-associated protein of 75 kDa-like. Lineage: Eukaryota; Metazoa; Chordata; Actinopteri; Siluriformes; Ariidae. The record is from RefSeq and is a predicted model, not a curated record. The transcript has 13 exons. The coding region runs from base 154 to 2634 and encodes 826 amino acids.